UCUUUUCCUUCUCCGCUUCUCUCCCCUCAUCUCAGUGUAUCAUUCCUCUCUCUCCACACCAGUCCUCACCUUUUCUUUUCCCCUUGUCCUGGCAGCACAGUGUGCCUUGAGUGUGCGGUAGAACAUGUCCACUGAUGCACACCUUGCUUGAGGUCUGAGGUUAUAGGCUAUGCUCCUGCACUCUGCGGUGCUCUGUUGUGUUUGGACGUUUGACUGGCGGAAGAUUUGAUAAAUGAGACCAAUGCUCUAGAGGAUGUACUACGUGAAAAAGAAGUCCCAGUACAACUUGCUGAGCAGCAGCAUGGAGAGCCUGGGGAGCCGCGCCACGUCCGCCAGCCCCUACAGCUCCGAGAACACGUCUUCGUCGGCCGUGCCCACCCCUUCGCCUUACUCCCAGCCCAACUCCACCUUUGAGGGCCUGUCCCCUGCCCCGGCAAUCCCCUCCAACACCGACUACCCGGGGCCACAUGCCUUCCAGGUGUCCUUCCAGCAGUCCAGCACCGCCAAGUCCGCCACAUGGACCUACUCUCCUUUACUGAAGAAGCUCUACUGUCAAAUUGCCAAAACCUGCCCAAUCCAGAUCAAGGUGUCGUCCUCUCCUCCUCAUGGGAGCAUCAUCCGAGCCAUGCCAGUCUACAAAAAGGCAGAGCAUGUCACAGAGGUCGUCAAACGGUGCCCCAACCACGAACUUGGACGGGAAUUCAAUGAUGGUCAAACAGCUCCAGCCAGUCACCUGAUCAGAGUAGAGGGAAACAACCUUUGUCAGCAUGUGGAUGAUCCAGUCACUGGCAGACAAAGUGUCUUUGUGCCCUAUGAGGCUCCGCAGGUUGGGACUGAGUUUACUACCAUCCUUUACAAUUUCAUGUGCAACAGCAGCUGUGUGGGUGGGAUGAACAGGAGACCAAUUCUCAUCAUCAUUACUUUGGAAACCAGAGACGGCCAGGUGUUGGGCAGACGAUCAUUUGAGGGUCGGAUAUGCGCAUGUCCUGGCAGAGACCGCAAAGCAGAUGAGGACCACUUCAGGGAGCAACAGGCCCUGAAUGACAGCGUGGUCAAAAACGGAAGUGCCAACAAGCGCAAUUUUAAACAAAGUCCACCAAAUAUUUCCAGUCCACAUAUCAACAUAAGAAAAAGACGGCAUGGAGAGGAAGAGAUUUACUAUAUUCCUGUUCGUGGGCGGGAUAAUUUUGAGCUGCUGAUGAAGAUUAAAGACAGUUUGGAGCUGGUUGAGUUGGUACCGCAGCCACUGGUGGACUCCUACAGACAACAAACACAACAGCAGCUGCUGCAGAGACCGAACCAUAUAGCAUCCCCCUCCUCUUAUUCUCCGUUGUCCAACAUGAACAAGAUGCAUUCACACAGUGGCCUCGGAAAGACACAGUCCCUCAACCAGAUGAUGGGGCACCAACCUCAGCAGCAUCCCAACGCCAACCCCAACCUUGCUCACAUGGGUCAGAGCAUUCUCAACAGCAACCACAUGCAGGGUAACGGUGACAUGAACAGUGGCCACAGCAGUCAGAAUAUAGUGUCUGCUUCCCACUGCAGCCCGCCACCUUAUAACCCUGACCCCAGCCUUGUCAGUUUUCUCACCAGUCUGGGUUGUCAGAACUUCAUUGAGUACUUCACCUCACAAGGCCUCCAGUCUGUCUACCAUCUCCAAACCCUUACAAUGGAGGAUUUAGGUGCUCUGAAGAUACCCGAACAGUCUCGCCUUGCAAUCUGGCGAGGUCUGCAGGACAUGAAACAAGGAGCUGUUCAUCAACUUCCCAACUCCACCCAUCACCACGAAUACCACGGCCAGCAGCUGCUUCGCUCCAGCAGCAACAUGGCAGCCUCGGCGAUGGCAGCUAUCGGGGCGGCAGGCGGGGAGCUGCAGCGUCAGCGGGUCAUGGAGGCUGUGCACUUUCGUGUCCGCCACACCAUCACAAUCCCCAAUAGGCCUGGAGUUGUGGGGCCAUCUGGGAUGACCCCAGCUCCUGAUGAAUGGGCUGACUUUGGUUUUGACAUGCCUGACUGCAAAGAGUCCCGAAGCAAGCAUUCCAUCAAGGAGGAAUUCAUGGAGAGCGAUGUUCACUGAGACUGCACUUAUUUUUUUUUAUGUCAGCAUAAUUAAUUGCUUGUUUAUGUGCUCCAUCAGGACGUCUGGUGGUCUCGAGAGUUUGGAUCUUUCCCAAAGAAUUAACUUCCUUUUGAAUUGUUGGAUUAUUCUCAAUAUCUUUAAAAAUCAUUUUCCUCCCCAGGAUAACACACACAAUUCUACACAUGCAAAGUAAAUUACAGAUAUAACCAUGACUUUUUGAACAGUACACCUACAACUAUUUCUUUCCGUCAUAAUGUUCACAUGUAGAAAGCCAGCCACCAGUUUGCAAGUUUUAUGGGGUAUUUUUGUUUGUUUGCAUAUCAUUUCUUCUCAACUAAAUUAUUUAUUUUCAGUUUUUUUCCUAACUUGUACAAAUGUAUAUAGAGUAUGUUGUAAAUGUUUUGGAAUAGAUGUGGUUAAGGGUAUUUAGAUUCUAAAUGAUGCUGUAUGAACCAAAUGUUUAGGACUGAAUAGUAAGUCAAUGCUAUGGCUACAAUACCACAGUUAUGUAUUUUUUAUUAACUAUGACAACAUGAAUAACUUUUAGUUGAAUAUGUUGUUCAUUUAUGUUGACUUCAGCUUUACUUGUGUAUAUGUUAACAAGUGUUACGGCUUUUACUAUUUAAUAUGCUCUAGAAAAUACUGUGCUUGUCCUUUAUUUUAGUAACAUACUCACAAACAGCAGGAAGAAACAAAGCUUCUGAAACAGUAUUAUAGUGAAAUGACUGGAUUUUAAUUUGUUGUGUAAAUAAUAAAUUAAGAAUAAGAUCCCCGUUUAUCAAGAUGCAUUUUCAGAGUAGCUUGAAAGUCCUUGCAGGGCAAGGUCACCAUAUGUUGACUACUGCAGGAAUAGCAUGGAAUAGUCUUAAACCAUUUUUCAAUUAUGCAAAGACUGAAAACUUUUUCUCAAAGCCCUUUUAGUUUACUAAUGGAAUUCCCAGUUUCCCUAGUUACUCAAGGGAAAAAUAUUAAGAAGAAAAGAAGAUGGCUUAAGACUUUUUCAAAGUUUUGUGUGUGUGUGUGUGUCUUUAUGGUUCUUUUUUAUUACUCCAUUCCAGUUUUUUUUUUUGUAGAUUUCAAACCAACAACAACAAAAAAAUGUGUCAUACCAUCACAUUUAUGCGCAGAACUUUGGUCUGCACCAAAAUAAAAACCUAAUUUACGGCCAUUUUCUAAAAUCCUUAGAAAAUGGCUUCUUUUUUAAGUCUCCCCAGUGAGAAACAUAGUGUCACCCACUCACCACUGCAUGGUCUAAGAACAAGCACUUUAAUGCUUUAAAGUUAAAUGUCCAAAUGAUCAGUAUUAGGUAAAUGCAAUUUCAAAAUGUAAAUAAAAAAUGUUUUGUUUAAAUA
Messenger RNA from Xiphophorus hellerii (green swordtail), 3432 nucleotides. RefSeq names its product tumor protein p73 (gene tp73). NCBI's taxonomy places the organism in Eukaryota, Metazoa, Chordata, Actinopteri, Cyprinodontiformes, Poeciliidae. The record is from RefSeq and is a predicted model, not a curated record. Gene Ontology annotation, biological process: regulation of transcription by RNA polymerase II; protein tetramerization; apoptotic process. Gene Ontology annotation, cellular component: nucleus. Gene Ontology annotation, molecular function: RNA polymerase II cis-regulatory region sequence-specific DNA binding; DNA-binding transcription factor activity, RNA polymerase II-specific; protein binding.